Punica granatum (pomegranate) is the source of this 3515-nucleotide messenger RNA. The record is from RefSeq and is a predicted model, not a curated record. NCBI's taxonomy places the organism in Eukaryota, Viridiplantae, Streptophyta, Magnoliopsida, Myrtales, Lythraceae.
UUUUCCAAGGACAAUAAUAUAAAAUCCGAUCCCAUGAAGCUUCCCAUUUUAAUCCUUCAUAUAUCUCUUUGCUUCCUCCGACGCGACUCGUUGUCGCGCGGCCUAUAUUGCAGGAAACCUUAUUGAGAUCUAGUCUGGGCAUAUAAAGCUCAGAUUUUUGGUAUAGCUUUCUAGUAAAGCUUCGAUCUUGAUUGUUUCCUUAAAACGCAGUUCUUGAUGAUUGAUCAUUCGACGUCGAAUCUGAAGCUCAAUUAGCAGUUCGUUCAUGGUGGUGGUGAGUGUGAAGGUCAGGUUUUUUUAUUCUCUCAGAACUGCGAGAUGGCAAAAAGCAGCAGGACAAAGGCUGCUCUGCUCAACUAGGUGAAAACGACAAACAGCGGGUGGCUCAGUGGGAAGAUAAUAGUUAAUGGGGGGAAAAGGGCUAAAAUGGAGGCCAAAAAUUUAAAAACGAAGGGCAUGGAGCUCCUUCCACUUGAUUCCUCUGUUCACCACCCACCUCCUGUUUUGGGCCACAAGAAGUGAAAAAGUUCUCAUCUUGAUGCUAUCAAUCUCCAACAGUCACCUCUUUUCCUGUUCUUGAGUUUUGAAUCUCGAUUGAUUUGUCUGAAUCAGAGGAAUUGGUGAGCAUGUGAUGGGACUUUGGAGGUCAUGUGGGAGUGUUUAAAGUGGGUUAAUGAGGCCUACGCUUCUGUUCAUGCCCUCCAGUUGCAGGACUAGAAAUAUCCGUCAAUGUCCAGCGAAGUUCUCAGCAGGUCUCCCUGUUCCACAUCCAGAAACUUCUGGUGAAAUUUGAUUCGUCUCCGGAAUAUGGAUCUUGAUUAUGGGAAGUGCUGGAACACGAAGAAGGAGUCUUGGAGGUCAGUGUUGGUGUUGGCAUAUCAGAGCCUUGGCGUGGUAUAUGGGGACCUGAGCAUUUCCCCUCUCUACGUCUACAAGAGCACAUUCGCCGAAGACAUUCAGCAUUCUGAGACCAAUGAAGAGAUAUUUGGCGUUCUGUCCUUUGUCUUCUGGACUCUCACUUUGGUUCCGCUGUUCAAGUACGUCUUCAUUGUGCUCCGCGCCGAUGACAAUGGAGAAGGGGGUACUUUCGCCCUUUAUUCGUUGAUUUGUCGACAUGCCAAGGUAAGCCUUCUGCCCAACAGGCAGGUGUCUGAUGAGGCUCUCUCGACAUAUAAACUAGAGCAUCCUCCCGAAAAUAAACAUAGCUCGAAGGUGAAAAUGUUGCUCGAGAAGUACAAGUGCUUGCAUACGGCUUUGCUGAUAGUGGUUCUCCUUGGGACUUGUAUGGUUAUUGGGGAUGGGCUGCUCACUCCAGCUAUUUCAGUUUUUUCUGCAGUUUCAGGGCUCGAGUUAUCCAUGUCUAAUUACCACCACGAGUAUGCUGUGAUUCCAAUUACAUGCUUUAUACUAGUGUGCCUCUUCGCUCUUCAACACUACGGAACACAUCGGGUUGGAUUCUUCUUUGCCCCCAUAGUUUUGACUUGGUUACUCUGCAUCAGUACCCUUGGCUUAUACAACAUAUUCAAGUGGAACCCUCAAGUCUAUAAGGCUCUUUCCCCAUACUACAUGUUCAAGUUCCUGAGGAAGACGAGAAUAAGCGGGUGGAUGUCUCUAGGCGGCAUUUUGUUGUGCAUAACAGGCUCGGAAGCGAUGUUUGCUGAUCUUGGCCACUUCUCAUACAUUGCUAUUCAGAUUGCUUUCACCUUUCUCGUUUAUCCUGCCCUCAUAUUGGCUUACAUGGGUCAAGCCGCUUACCUCUCAAAGCAUCACCACACGAUUUACCAGAUCAGCUUCUACGUCUCAGUUCCAGAAACUGUGAGGUGGCCCGUGCUUAUAGUGGCAAUCCUUGCUUCUGUUGUUGGAAGCCAAGCGAUCAUCAGCGGGACUUUCUCUAUUAUAAACCAGAGCCAAUCUCUUGGGUGCUUCCCGAGAGUAAAGGUCAUUCACACCUCAGACAAGAUUCACGGGCAGAUUUACAUUCCGGAGAUCAACUGGAUACUAAUGAUUCUGUGCAUUGCUGUCACGAUCGGUUUUAGGGACACCAAACACAUGGGAAAUGCCUCAGGACUGGCAGUGAUGACUGUGAUGCUAGUGACCACAUGCCUCACCUCCUUAGUGAUCAUUCUUUGUUGGCACAAACCGCCUGUUGUAGCCCUGUGCUUCCUCCUCUUCUUUGGCUCUGUCGAGCUACUCUACUUCUCGGCAUCCCUCACGAAGUUCACUGAAGGUGCUUGGCUCCCAAUCCUCUUGGCCUUGUUCCUGAUGACCAUAAUGUUCGUUUGGCACUAUGCCACAAUCAAGAAGUAUGAGUUUGACCUCCAUAACAAGGUCUCUCUAGAAUGGCUCCUAGCCUUGGGCCCGAGUCUGGGGAUUGCACGAGUCCCUGGAAUAGGAGUAGUCUUCACAGAUCUGACAUCAGGGAUCCCUGCUAACUUCUCUCGGUUUGUGACCAAUCUCCCUGCAUUCCACCGCAUCCUUGUUUUUGUGUGUGUGAAGUCCGUUCCCGUCCCCUAUGUUCCCCCAGCUGAGCGGUACCUUGUCGGCCGCGUUGGCCCUGCAACCCACCGGUCCUACCGAUGCAUUGUUAGGUAUGGGUACCGUGAUGUUCAUCAGGACGUGAAUUCUUUUGAGUCCGAGCUCGUGGCUAAGCUAGCAGACUACAUCCGUUACGAAUGGAGUCAUGGUCAGGCAGCCAAUUCUAGGGCCGAAGAUGAAGGACCUCGCUCAAACAGGUCCUCGAGUGAAUUUAGGCUGGCAGUGAUCGGGAUGGUGGACCUGAAAGGUCCACCAAUGUAUGAGAUAGACGAGAACCCAGAGCCAGUGAGCGUGUCCAUUGGCUUCUCGAGCGUGGGAAGCAUGACAGAUGCCAUUGAAAUGGAACCUAUGAGGACUGCACAAAAAAGAGUCAGGUUCUCCAUCGAAGACAGCUCCGAGACCGACACACCCAGGGAGAUGGAGUUGGGCUUGCAAGAAGAGCUGGAGGACUUAUCAAAUGCUCAGCAGGCGGGAACUGCAUUCAUUCUCGGGCACUCCCAUGUCCAGGCAAAGCAGGGGUCGAGCCUUCUAAAGAGACUGGCCAUCAACAUAGGAUACAACUUCCUGAGGAGGAACUGCCGGGGCCCAGAUGUGGCUUUCAGGGUGCCCCCUGCGUCUCUUCUCGAGGUCGGGAUGGUUUAUGUUGUCUAGGCUAGAGGAGAAAGUAGACAAUCAAAUAGUUACUUAUGUCUACUAUAGAUAGGUGCAAAAGCAAGGUAUCCAGUAUAUAUAAACUUCAAGCGUGCAGAUCAAGAUUCGCAUUAAGGGUCGGGCAUAGCUGAUCAAUCCAUAUUGCGUGUAGCGAUUACGGUACUGUAAUUCAUGAUCAAACUGGAAAACACGAAUUCUUCUGAAUUACUGAAGACGUGCUGAAAGUUUUUGAUCGACAGUGUCUCAUGACAACAUCUGCAGACCAUAAACAUAUGCAGAAUUGGUGCAGAGGAUUUAACUUAAAUGAAAAUGUACGUAUAGUUAUAUUA